Messenger RNA from Penaeus indicus, 1798 nucleotides. RefSeq names its product paired box protein Pax-2a-like. The coding region runs from base 481 to 1650 and encodes 389 amino acids. Gene Ontology annotation, biological process: anatomical structure development; regulation of transcription by RNA polymerase II. The transcript is spliced from 5 exons. The record is from RefSeq and is a predicted model, not a curated record. Lineage: Eukaryota; Metazoa; Arthropoda; Malacostraca; Decapoda; Penaeidae. Gene Ontology annotation, molecular function: DNA-binding transcription factor activity, RNA polymerase II-specific; RNA polymerase II cis-regulatory region sequence-specific DNA binding.
CCCAUAGGAGCAGCAGGUGGCGGAGGUAGUCAGGUUAGGUAGUCAGUGUAUAUUUUGCGAAUGAGCGCAGGUGUAGUCACUAGUUAGUCGCAGGUGCGUACGGACCCACUGCGCGAGGUGUGCGUGCGUCGCUCGUGACCCUCGGCUUUCAUUCUUGUGGAGAUCGUGAUCGGGUAAAUGUUCCCACAGUGAUGGUGGCAAAAAAGUUGGUGUUCUGGUUUUGUUGACGAAGGACUGGUUCUAGGAUCGUCAAGGACGCCCCGAAAAAGUUUGAGAUAGUUGUAGAAAAGCGUUACUUGUGCUGCAGCCUCUCUCGCUCACAUCGCCUAGGUAGUGCGGGUGGUGGAGAUAACUUAAGGCCACCCACCGCCGCAAAGUGGCAGAGCGAGACAAAAGAAGCCGCAAGUCUUCAUCUCCAGCACAGCGCCGCCGCCACACAGCCGCACCAACAGCCGCAGCAUCGCCCGCCGGACGCCACAGAUGCUCAUUCCUGAAGUCGGAGGUCAGCCAACAGCCUUUUCUGUGCCUUCCACCUCCUCCGCCGGCAGCUGGCAGCCCCCCACCAUGACGGCGCUGCCCCCUGCUCUGCCGUACUACGCGCCAGGUAGUCGGGAGAUGUACAGCCCGGCGCGCCCCCUGGUUCUUCCGCCACAGACCGCCGUCGUGUCGUCUCCUGGAGGAGGCGUCGCGCCCAUGGAGGGCAUACGGUAUCCUCCUCCCACCGCCGCCGCCGCAGCCGCAGCGGCCCGUCACUACGACCUGGCACAACACGUCCUCUCACAGCACACAGCGGCCAUGGCUAAGCUCCUCGGCACCAUCCGGCCCCCCGGCAUGAUCGGGGGCUCGAAGCCGAAGGUGGCGACGCCGCAGGUGGUGAACAAGAUCGAGCAGUACAAGCGCGAGAACCCGACCAUCUUCGCGUGGGAGAUCCGCGAGAAGUUGAUCUCGGAGAGCGUCUGCACCAACUCCACCGCCCCGUCCGUCUCCUCCAUCAACAGAAUCCUCAGAAACCGCGCCGCAGAGCGCGCCGCGGCGGACUUCGCGCGCGCCGCGGGAUACGGGCUGUACAACCCCUACGCCGCGGCCGCGUCCAUGCCGUGGGCCAACCCCGCCGCAGCCGCAGCCGCCGCCGCCGCCUCGUCGCCCAUCUGGAGCGCCGCCGGAGUGCCGCACCCGGGCAUCCCUUCGGCCGCCUACUCGCCCUCCGCCGCCGCCGCCCUCGGCCUCCACCCCGCCCACGCCGACAAGCUGAACCUCGCGCCCUCCGUGCAGCCCCACCUCGACCACAGACCAGAAGACGUCGACUGCAGCGAGUCCCGAGGCGAGGGCUCCAGCAGCGACUGCGGCGACGACCGGCCGCCCACCGCCUCCUCCGCCCCUCCCACGCCCGCUUCGCCCACCUCCUCUUCCACGCCCGCGCCCACCAGCAAGAGCAAGAUCAGCUUCAGCGUCGAGUCCCGUCUCCUGGCUUCCCCGCCGCCCUCCUCCGCCCACCAGGGCCCCACGCCCGCAAGCCCAGCGCACCCCACGCCCACGAACCCCGGCCAGCCCACCCAGCCCACGCCCGAGGUCGGCCCCUUGGUCGCGCGGGCGGUGCCGGGCUGGCGCUAUCCCCGGUACCACCCGUGGCUGCACAACCUCACCCGGUAGAGCCACGGCGACCGCGCCCACGCCCGCGCGUCCACGGCGGCCCAGUGCGCCGCCCUUCUACACAGAACGCUAAACCUCAUAACUACAAACCUCAUUACUCGAAACUAAAAUCAUGUAAACCCAUAUUCUAUUAACAAAAAUGACAAAA